AUCGACAUCAACAUCGAUAGCAGCAUCAACAUCUCGCCGAGGUGAACGCAACGACAGUCCCAGCAAAAGCGCCAUGGCGAUUCCGAUGCGAGAGGGAGGUGAAAGAUGGGGGUUCGCAGAAGGCGGCUGAAGACACCCCACCAUCGAAAUUGACUCCAAAGUCCCGCCCACUUCUGCAUCUUCAUCUUCAUCUUCCACCUCUCACUCUCCCCCCUUUCUCUGCCAAUUCGACUCCGAUCGAUGGACGCAAAACCUCCUCCCGAACCUCUUGCGGCUGCCGAGCCGCCGUCUAAACACAUCGUAACUUUCAACCCGCCCCUCAUCAACUCUGCCAAUCCCUGGGCCAGCAGCUACGAUGACCUUAAAGCCCUCUACGACUGCCCCUACACCGGCGCGGUGACGAUACGGACCUCUCUCUGGAAGGCGUUCAAUCAACACUCCUCAACUCACCAAUACACCUUCUUCUCUCCCACCGUAGGCCACUCCACUGCGCCUGUCGAUGUCUCCCUCGCAGAAGGCCGCGGCGCCGUCCUCCCUGGCGAGACCAGCUCCCUGAAUACCCUAGGCUACAGCCCAAUCCCUUUCACCGACUAUACCAAGAUGCUGAUCAACUUCUCUCAGUCUGGUGAGCUGAAACGGCGCCCCGCGAAGCCCUUCAUUGUGUCCGUCACGGGCUCCGCCUUCGAAGUUGCGGCCUGCUACACGCAUCUCAUGGAAAUCCAAAACAACCCCGAGAAGUGCAGGUGGAAGCCGGAUGAGGAUUAUGACGAUCUGGAAAUGAUGAUGGAGAUUAACCUCUCCUGUCCCAAUAUUCCGGGUAAACCACCGCCAGCCUACGAUGCGGCCAGCUUGUCCGAAUAUAUUCUUGCUAUCGCGGAAGCAGGGCAGUCUUUUGGCCGUGCGCCUAAACACCCUGUACACGUGGGCAUUAAAACCCCGCCUUAUACCUACCACGGCCAGUUUCAGAACCUGAUUAUGGCCCUGGAGGAAUCUGCGAAGCUGCCAAAUGGAUGUCCUAUCUCGUUCAUCACGGCAACGAAUACGCUGGGUUCCUGCCUCGUGCUUAAUGCUAGUAACGAGCCUGCUCUGGGAUCGGCUAAUGGGACUGGCAUUGGAGGAAUGGCGGGUGACGCCCUUCAUCCGAUUGCCCUGGGGAAUGUGAAGACGAUCAGGCAGAUGCUGGAUGCGUCCGAGCAUUCGCAGCUGCGUCGCAUCUCUGUUAUCGGAAUUGGGGGUGUGAGUGAUGCAGAUGGAUUCAGGAGAAUGAAGAGUGUGGGCGCCACAGCAGUAGGGGUCGGGACGGCACUUGGAAGGGAAGGCAUACCCGUCUUCGAGAAGAUCACAUCGGGAUUGUCAAAGGAUGACAUUGAAAUGUCAUGAACUUGAAAGGACUAACACAACGGUGAUGAUCGAAUUGGUAGAUAUAUGAACAUUAACAUAUGAUAUCUGUAGUCAAAACCUCCCCAUGUCUAAACCUCGCU
Messenger RNA from Amorphotheca resinae ATCC 22711, 1481 nucleotides. RefSeq lists its product as hypothetical. The coding region runs from base 241 to 1380 and encodes 379 amino acids. NCBI's taxonomy places the organism in Eukaryota, Fungi, Ascomycota, Leotiomycetes, Helotiales, Amorphothecaceae. The transcript has a single exon. Gene Ontology annotation, biological process: pyrimidine nucleotide biosynthetic process; 'de novo' pyrimidine nucleobase biosynthetic process. Gene Ontology annotation, molecular function: dihydroorotate dehydrogenase activity. The record is from RefSeq and is a predicted model, not a curated record. Gene Ontology annotation, cellular component: cytoplasm.